CCCGGACGCCACCACCCUUGCGGCCUUGCCUUGUGCCACUCCCUAGUAGCCACGGGCCAGUUGCACUCUCCACGCACAAACAUGGGAAACACCGCGCCGCGCAUGUGCCAGUGCCGCGAGGCCGGCGCCACGGCCGCCGCGGCCGGGGAGAGGCGCGUCAAGAACGUCGUGGCCGAGGCGGCGGCUCCUGCCGCGCCGAGGCGUGUGGCCGUCGCGGCGCGCAAGCAGCGGGACGGCGACGAGGAGGGCACGCUGGCGGGACGUCGUCGUGGAGGGGUUUCGCGGGCGGGUGGCGGCGACGACGGCGCGGUGGUGAGGGUGAAGAUCGUGAUGAAGAGGAAGGACGCGGAGGCGCUGGUGGCGAGGCUGAACGCGCAGGGCGCGAGGGAGCGCGAGGCCAGGAUGGCCGAGCUGAAGGGCGAGCUCAGGGCCGGGGACGGCGGCGGCGGGGCGAGCCCGGCUUCGUGCCGGGACGCGUGGAGGCCCGGGCUCGCGUCGAUACAGGAGAACUAGUUUCAGUGCACACCAUUGGUGUGACACCACUAGUUUGAGUGACGAAGAUUGCUUAGAAGUAAUUAACUUGUAAGCUAGAGUCCAAGGCUGUGGUUUGUGUUAAGAACAAUCGAAUAGUAGAGAGUGGAGAGAGAAUUUAGAGUGAAUUCAGUGAUUUCAUUCAUGAA
This is a messenger RNA of Phragmites australis (common reed), 680 nucleotides long. RefSeq lists its product as uncharacterized. The record is from RefSeq and is a predicted model, not a curated record. The coding region runs from base 82 to 513 and encodes 143 amino acids. The transcript has a single exon. Lineage: Eukaryota; Viridiplantae; Streptophyta; Magnoliopsida; Poales; Poaceae.